This is a messenger RNA of Passer domesticus (house sparrow), 3017 nucleotides long. RefSeq names its product chromosome transmission fidelity factor 18 (gene CHTF18). The transcript is spliced from 22 exons. Gene Ontology annotation, molecular function: single-stranded DNA helicase activity; DNA clamp loader activity; ATP binding. The record is from RefSeq and is a predicted model, not a curated record. Bases 49 to 2880 code for a protein of 943 amino acids. NCBI's taxonomy places the organism in Eukaryota, Metazoa, Chordata, Aves, Passeriformes, Passeridae. Gene Ontology annotation, cellular component: nucleus.
GGCGGAAGCGCGGCGGGCGCGGGGCCGGUGGCGCGGCGGGCGCGGCCGAUGGCGAGCGCCGAGCCCGAGCCCGAGGAUGGGGCCGAGGAUGCUUUCUACGAGCGCUUCGCCGACGAGCUGGAGGUGCUGGCCGAGCUGGGAGACGAGCCAUUCCCACCCACCGGCCCCAAAACAUCCCAGUUCCGGGGCAAGAGGCAGCCGCCGGAGGAGCCCGAUCCCCCCGGGGACUCUCCCGGCGGCACCGGCGCCAAGAAGAGGGACCGGGACUGUGUCCCCGCCGUGUCCCCGGCAGCAGCCGAACCCCGCACCCCCAGGCCGAAGCGGCAGCGCCUGGAAGCUGUUAAGAAGCUCGAUUUCGGUGCAGACGAGGAGCUGGCUCCGGAUGUCUCCUGGGAUGGUGGCCCAGAGGCGCCUCUGGCUCCCCACAGUACCAGCUCGAACCACCUGGAGAUGAGUGGAAUGAUCCCCCUGCAGACCACACCAGCCUUGGGAAAGAAGAGGGUCCUGAGGAGACCCCCCAUCCUGGAGGAUUACAUCAACGUGACAUCCACCCAGGGCACCAGGGUCUUCCUGGUGCUGAGGGAUGAUCCCUGCAGGACAGGGCUGGAGCUCCCGGAUUCCCUGGGCUGGAACGCCCGCAGGCCGCUCCACUUGCUGGGGGUGCCCUUCUCCCACCUGAAGGAGCAGGUGGAUGAGGAGCGUCGCAGGCAGGUUCUGGAGGCCUCCCAGCAGCUGACAGAGAUCAUAAACAGUUGCCUGGGGAGCGAGCCCAGCGCCGAGAGCCCGGAGCCCAGCAUGGACACAGCUCCAGCAGCUGAGGAGGAGCCUGCACCCCACUGCCUCUGGGUGGACAAGUUCACCCCCCGGCGCUACAUGGAGCUGCUCAGUGAUGAUUACACCAACCGCUGCCUGCUCAAGUGGCUCAAGCUGUGGGACACGGUGGUGUUUGGUAAGGACAAGGCUGGCAAGAAGCCCAAGCCCAGCCCUGCAGCUCAUCCCCCACUCAGCCAUCCCAAGGAACAUCCCCACAAGUGGAAAACCAAGGUCCAGCUCACCGAGGAGAUGCUGGAGGCCGAGCUGGACCAGCACAAGAGACCCAAAUACAAGGUGGCCCUGCUCUGUGGGCCCCCUGGCCUGGGCAAGACCACGCUGGCCCACGUCAUCGCCAGGCACGCGGGGUACAACGCUGUGGAGAUGAACGCCAGCAAUGACCGCAGCCCCGAGGUGUUCCAGACCCGCAUUGAAGCUGCCACCCAGAUGAGGUCGGUGCUGGGCUCCCACGAGAGGCCCAACUGCCUCAUCAUCGACGAGAUCGACGGCGCGCCCGCGGCCUCCAUCAAUGUCCUGCUGUCCAUCAUCCAGCGGAAGGACGGCGAGGGCGAGGCGGGCGCGGGGCGGCGGCGGCGGCGCGAGGGGGGGCUCCUGCUCCGGCCCAUCAUCUGCAUCUGCAAUGACCAGUUCGUGCCCGCGCUGCGCCCGCUCCGGCAGCAAUCCUUCCUGCUCAGCUUCCCCCGCACCGCGCCCUCCCGGCUGGCCCAGCGCCUCAGCGAGAUCGCGCUCCGGCAGGGAAUGCGGGCGGACACGGGCGCGCUGCUGGCGCUCUGCGAGAAAACCGACAGCGACAUCCGCUCCUGCAUCAACACCCUGCAGUUCCUGCACGGCCGAGGGCAGAAGGAGCUCAGUGUGCAGCUGGUGCAGACCAUGAGGAUCGGCCUGAAGGACCAGAACAAGGGGCUCUUCUCCAUCUGGCAGGAGAUCUUCCAGCUGCCCAGGCCCCAGAGGCACAGGAUAGGAAUGGACCCCUCUUUGCCAGCCCAGCUCCUGCUGGGGGACGAGGACCUGCCCCACGCUGGGGGCUCAGGGGGCUUCAAUUCCUCCUCCCAGCGCUUCCACCACAUCCUGCACCUCUCCACCUCCUCGGGAGAGCAGGAGAAGCUGGCCCAGGGCCUCUUUGAGAACUUCCUGAACAUGAAGGUGCGGGAUUCCAGCCUGGGCUCCGUGUGCCUGGCCCUGGAGUGGCUGGGCUUCUCUGACCUGCUGGGCCGGGCCGUGCUGCAGGCCCAGAGCUUCCAGCUGCUGCGUUACCUGCCCUUCCUGCCCGUGGCUUUCCACCUGCUCUUCGCCGCCACCUCCAUCCCCCGGCUGGCCUACCCCAGCAGCCAGCCCGAGGCCGUGGCCAGGCUGGGCCAGAUGCAGAACGUGCUGCUGUCCAUGGUGGCGGGGAUCGCGCCGGGCGCGCGCAGCCGCGCGGGGCAGCAGGCGCUGGUGCUGGACGUGCUGUGCCUGCUGCUGGACAUCAUCGCCCCCAAGCUGCGGCCCGUGAACACGCAGCUCUACAGCCUGAAGGAGAAGCAGCAGCUGGCUGAGCUCAUCAGCACCAUGCUCACCUACAACCUCACCUACCUGCAGGAGCGCCUGCCCGAGGGCCAGUACGUCUUCAAGCUGGACCCGGACGUGGAGGCCGUGUGCCGCUUCCCGGCGCUGCCGGCCCGCAGGCAGCUCAGCUACCAGGCCAAGCAGCUCAUCGCCAGGGAGAUCGAGCUGGAGAAGAUGAGGAGGGCAGAGGCACGGAGCCUGGCCCAGGAGCCCGGGAAUGGCCUCGGGGAGGAGCGAGGGGACACGGGGACCCCCAACCACCAGCAGCGCCUGGAGCACAUCGUGAGGAGAGCAGCUCUGCAGGACAAGCCUGAACUGGAUUUUUUUGGGAGGCCACUCCAGAGGAAAGAGGCAGCCAAGGCCCCGGCCCCUCAGGUUUCCAAGGAGGAAUCCCUGGAGCUGCAGCUGGGCAAGGCCGUGGGGAGGAGCGAUGUCUGGUUCCGCUUCAACGAGGGCUUCUCCAACGCUGUCAGGAGGAGCCUCUACAUCAGGGACCUGCUCUAGGGCUGCUCAGCUGAGCUGCAGCAGCCCGAGCUUCCCAGCCCCUGCCUGGGCUCUGAGGCCUUGAUUUUGGGCCGUCAUCUUUUUAUUACCCGCUUAUUUUUGUUUAAAAAAAGAAAUAAAAUGUAUAUAAAAAAUCA